This is a messenger RNA of Notolabrus celidotus (New Zealand spotty), 8168 nucleotides long. RefSeq names its product solute carrier family 24 member 3 (gene slc24a3). Gene Ontology annotation, cellular component: membrane. The transcript has 23 exons. The coding region runs from base 1551 to 3608 and encodes 685 amino acids. Gene Ontology annotation, biological process: intracellular calcium ion homeostasis; calcium ion transmembrane transport. The record is from RefSeq and is a predicted model, not a curated record. Gene Ontology annotation, molecular function: calcium, potassium:sodium antiporter activity; calcium channel activity. NCBI's taxonomy places the organism in Eukaryota, Metazoa, Chordata, Actinopteri, Labriformes, Labridae.
UGUAUUUAGUUCCCCUGUUUCCCUUGCCUGUGUUGGAUCAUAGUACGUCUCUCUUGUGGUCUAUGUGUGUUCCUUUCCUUGUGUUCCCUGUGUGUAAUUUGGGACUUUCUGGAUUUCGUUUUUCAGACAUUUCAGUGAUCUGCUUUGUUCUCAUUUCUCCAAGUGGAUUAUCUUUUAGUAUGUCACAUUGGCUUUACACACUUGCAAAAAUAAAGUAUAAAAGAGACCGACUUCUCACUUUGGAGAUGUGUCACACUGAAAGCUUCCUCUGUUGGGGUUUGGACUCGCAGCACUAGGCUGGUGGCUUCAAACAGACCGCACUGUGUUGGAUCCAGCAGCGAUGAUUUUUCUGGUCCUGUUGUUCACCUCAGUGAACCAGGCAGGAAUUCAGGAGUCAAACUGUCUAUGGAUUGUUGAAACCCAGGACGUCAAGCUUGCUGCUGCAGUUUGUGAAUCAUGAAAAACUACUCUAUCACAGCCUCAGAGCAGAAACAUUGAGCUUGAAAGGAGGACAGAUAAUAGGUUCCCUGAAAGAACAAUAGUGAGCUCCCACUGGUCACUUCAUCAACCUGUAUAAUGAACUCGCUUGUAUCAAUAGCCUUUCAAUUAAUCCACUUGAACUGAGCCUUCUCUUUACCCUUGAGACAUGAGACAUUGAAGAGAAGGAUCACUUUGUCACUGAUGUAGCAGAAGCUCAGUGAUGUUGAGGUGCAGCGUCACCUGUUUACAGUUUGCUGUUAAGAUUCAGUUUAUGAUGAGGACUUAGCCCCACAGCGUCUCAGUCAGUGAGGAUAGGAGAGUCUCUAUUGUCUCACUUGAUACAUUUCACACACAUCUAAUCAAUCUUUUAUGAGAAAAAAUCCUUUUAACCAUUCCAACCGAAUCCCUGAUGAUCAAAAGAGGCGACGAGCAGCUUCAAUGGCCCGUGCUAAAAGGAAUAAACAUGGACUCCUGGAAUGAUUUACAGGACAAUGCCGAGACUAACAACACAUCAAAGUUUCCGUCCUUCCUGCGAUGUCAUCACCACACACCUCGUGGGAAAAAUAAACAAAGAGAUGGAGAGAUUUCUGCACACGCUUCAUAACAACACGAAGGAUCAGUGUGGUACGAUGAUAAUAAAAGCGUCCAUCAGAUGUUUCAGCAUAGGGAGGUCAGAGGGGUUCACCUUUGACCCCAAUCAGCGGGAGUGCCUUUGAGUGUAUGAGUGUUUUUCAAGGUUUACCCACCUUUAACAAACCAACGUCAAAUUAACCUGACUCUUCAGUGCAUUAAUGUGAUCACAGUUAGUCUACCAGACUAUGUGGCUGGAGCUGCAUCCAUACCAACUGUGUGGUCUUCAUUGAAGUAGCCUAUCCACCAAACAGAAUCAACUAGCUGUAAGGCACACAGCAUGCACACGCACUGUCAUCAUGACUGUCUCCAUAUCUCCAUCUGUAACCAUCCAGGCAGACACAGCAGGCGCUUCUAACAUCCACUCCAAGGGACCACACUCCUGCCGGGGUUAUUAAGCCAGGAGGUCCGCCCUCUCACACUCCAACCAGAGAGUAGAAAUGAUACACACUCACAUAUCACUAAGAGGAAAAUGGAAUUUCAAAAUAAAGUUUCUCAUACCUUUGCACCACCACCGUGGGUUCCGCCGGAACGCUCGCCGAGAGAAGAGCGCCAUGACCCGCGUGGUGGUUGAAGGGAUGCCGGAGACGGCCGCUGGAGGAGGAGUGAUGCUGAACCGACGGAGGACUAAAGCCAGGCGGAGAAAGCGAAAGGAGUUGUUCGCCCUCCAGAUGUGCUUCGCGGGGGUACUGCUGGGGCUGGCCGUGGGGCUCAAGUCUGUGGCACAGAAAGCAGGAUAUGACAUUUUCGGCUCCACGGUUGAGGAGGGGUCACGGUGGGAGAGUCGUCACCUUCUUCAGGAAAUCUACGAGAAUGAGUCCAAGCUCUACACUGAGCCGAAGAAGAACUGCACAGAGCCAGCAAUCCAUGAGUUCCCCAGGGAUUAUUUCACCAACCAGGAGCGCGUCGAUGGAGCAGUGGGCCUGCACGUCCUCUGUGCGGUCUACAUGUUCUAUGCUUUGGCUUUGGUGUGUGACGACUACUUUGUCCCCUCGCUGGAGAAGCUAUGUGAGCGUCUCCAGCUGAGCGAGGAUGUUGCAGGAGCAACUUUCAUGGCAGCAGGCAGCUCGGCUCCUGAGCUGUUUACCUCUGUCAUUGGAGUUUUCAUCACUAAAGGUGACGUCGGGGUCGGCACUAUCGUUGGCUCGGCAGUGUUCAACAUCCUCUGUAUUAUCGGAGUGUGCGGGAUAUUCGCUGUGCAGACGAUACGCCUCACACGCUGGCCUCUGCUCAGAGACUCUACGUACUACACUCUGUCCAUCUCUGCUCUUAUAGUGUUCAUAUAUGAUGAAAAAGUGGUUUGGUGGGAAGCUCUCACGUUGAUCCUCAUGUACUUCGUCUACAUUUUAAUUAUGAAGAUGAACUCUCAUGUUGUUCGUUUUCUGGAGAGGCGGAAGAAGAACUCGUCAGGUUUGAGGAAUGGAGCGGCCAAUAACGCCGAGCUGGACGAUGGCUGUGAUGCUACCGCCGUUCUGCUGAAGAAAGCCAAUCACCACAGGAAGCCUUCAGUGCUGAUGGUGGACGAGCUGCUGUCAGCGUACCCACACCAGCUCUCCUUCUCCGAGGCCGGCAUGAGGAUCAUGAUCACCAGCCACUUCUCCCCCAGAACUCGCCUCACCAUGGCCUCGCGGAUGCUCAUCACCGAGAGGCAGCGUCUGAUCAGCACACGGACUUUAACCAACGGUGACUCUGAUGUCCCAGUGAAAGGAGGAAAUAGGCGGGGCAUAGAAAAUGGCCUGUCUGGAGCUGAGAGGGCUGUCAGUAGUCGCCAUGAUGACCGGGAGGGGGGCAACGAGACAGAAAACGAGGACAAUGAGAACAACGGGAACGACGAAGAGGAAGAGGAAGAGGAAGGAGAGGGACCAUUCGUACCUUUUCAGUGUCCAGCGGGCGUGUGCAACAAGCUGAAGUGGCUGCUGGCCUGGCCUCUGUGCCUCCUGCUCUACUUCACCGUCCCUAACUGCUCCAAGCCGCGCUGGGAGAACUGCUUCAUGAUGUCCUUCGUCGCCUCCACCCUGUGGAUUGCUGCGUUCUCCUACAUCAUGGUGUGGAUGGUAACAGUGAUAGGCUUCACACUCGGGAUCCCAGAUGUCAUCAUGGGUAUUACCUUCCUGGCAGCCGGCACCAGUGUCCCCGACUGCAUGGCCAGCCUGAUAGUGGCGAGACAAGGAAUGGGAGACAUGGCGGUGUCCAAUUCCAUCGGCAGUAACGUGUUUGACAUCUUGGUGGGCCUCGGUCUCCCCUGGUCGUUGAACACUCUGGCCAUCAACUACGGCUCUGAUAUCAAACUCAACAGCAAGGGACUGAUCUUCUCUGUCGGGCUCCUGCUGGCCUCUGUGUUUAUGACAGUCUUGGGGGUUCACCUGAAUAAGUGGACGUUGGACAAGCGUCUGGGUUUCAUGUGUCUCUUCCUCUACUCCGUCUUCCUCUGUUUCUCCUGCCUCAUUGAGUACAACAUCUUCACUUUCGUCAACCUGCCGACCUGCCGGGACGACUGAGGCUCGCCGACACACACAUACAUACACACACUGAUGUACACACUCACAUGAGAGGUGGUGGGAAUGGGUAAUCGGUGGUAUUUGAUGAAAUAAUGAGAACACAGACGUUUUAUUCUAAGGAUUAUUUACAGACACCUUUCCUGCUUUUGUCUCUUUGAGAAGAGAUCCCACUCUGCUUGUUAUUAUUUGUGUUGUUGUUUUUCUUGUCCAUCCAUCUGCUCAGUGCAAUAUGGAGCUGCUCUGGUGUUUGUGCACGACCAGAGAGUGUGGGAAUGACUUCAGGAGCAGAGAUGGGAAGGACUGACUCUCUCUAACGCCCAGGACUGCACUGAGGACAACAAUGACAACAACAUCAAUCUCUUUUACCGACUACUGCUUGCAUCUGAUGUGAGGUCCUUUAUUUUGAGACUCCGCGUGUUAUAGUGUGACGUGGUUUUGUUCACUAGCUGCUAACCUUUCCUGAGAGGAAAGUGGGAUCUUUUAAUCUAGUUGAGAGUAAUAAUGAUAAAAGCAAUGAUGUAAAGGGGGAGGGGUAGUUUUAGCGCUGUGUCGCAGAAAAUGAGGAUUUAUCAAGAUGUUUAAACAAAGUUGUUCUAGUGAGAUGAUGUUUUUUUUAGCAAAGAACAUAACCUGUGAUGCAGAUUAACAUAUUUCCUGCUUUGUUGUCUGUUUGAGUUCCCCAACAAUUGUCACACAUCCAGCUUCAUUUGCAAAUCGCAAAACCUGUCCUUCAACACCGCAUCAUCCGCACCUCUUUUUUAAAUUAACUUAAAAAGCAUCACAGCUGUAGCUUCUGUGUUUUGUACUGGAAAUUCAUUCCACUUAUGGAGAGUUCUUUUUUCUUUCUCUUUGUAAAUAGCCCUUUUUUGUAAAUACUCCCAGAUUUGAUAUUUAUUAUUUAUUCUCGUCAAACGCACAUUUCUCCUCUGGAGGUCACAAAACACCCCGGCAGGUUUUUAGUUACGAAUCCAGGAGUUGCUCAAGUCCACACCCACAGAUAUUUUAAGAAGACCACUCGCGUUCAAACAAGCACAAGUUUCUCUGGAGGUGGAUUUCAUUUUGUUGUAGUUGUUGUGUGAUGAUGAUGUUUCAAAUCGAGUUCAACCUUGCACUGAAGAGCUUAAACGAGCUCCACAGGGAGGCUGUAACCGUCCCUCCUCCUGAUGCAUGCUGAUUACAAGGAGAGCAUCCUUGUAAAAUGACGCAGGUUUGUAUGAGUACAUUGUAUUGAGAGUUUUAAAUGUUACGUUUUGGUUGUUGAGCGAUGGACUGCUGCUUUUUUCUGCCGACCAAAUAGACUCAAAACAGAGGUGGCUUUAUUCAAAGGAACAGCCAUGCAAGAUUGAAGAGGUAUAUUUCCUGGAUGGUAGAUGAAUGUCCUGUUUCUCACUCCUUUGUGGUUCCAAAGACGCAGUGAGCUGUUUCCGUGGUGUUACCGUAGGAGUACAGAUGCAAUAUAAAGCAUCAGGACUUUAGAACCAGCUCUGAUAUUAAAGCGCUGGGGUUUUUAUUUUUAUCCAGGAGUUCUUUGUAUUUUGUAAUGCCUGUCUACUUUUGUCCAGAUAUGGUAGGUUUGUGAUACAUGAGUAUUCCUACUAGUUUGUAGAGCACGUACAAUGUGGUUUGUGAACCCCACUUGGGGAUUUUUUUUUUAUUCCACUAUGAGAGUCGAGGCACGCCAGCAAAGUCACGCAAUUCCUCCUAGACCUCCACCCCUGUAGAAGUGAACACUUGUCUGUCAGGGCCUGUUGAUUCUCACGUCCAAUCCAUGGAAAUGUCAGCUUUUCCUCUAGAUAGGUUUAUUUCAAAUGUCAAGUGCCCCGCUCUUUUUUUUUUCUCACUAAGGGAAGACAAUUGUUGAAAUGAAGUCUGAUUUCUUUCAGGUAUGUUUUAAUUUAUUGAUCAGUAACAGAAAAUGUCAAACCUGAGAAAUAUUGUCUUUUGAAUGUAAAAAUAAUCAAUGUGCUUUUGUGUUUAUAUCUCAUUCAUAUUUAUUUAUUUUUGGAGACACAGGCAGAUACUCAGUGCUACGACCGGGAAACAGGGUUUCAAUGUGUUUUUAAUCUUAUGUAACGCAAUAACUAUGACCUUACAAAUGUGUAAAUAUGCUUUAAUGAUCAAAGAUGAAUUUAUAAGAGUUUAAAAAGAUUUAUUCAAAGUGUAUAUGAUGUUUCUCUGUAUGUGACACUGCAGCAGCAUGUUACUCUUUAGUCCUUUAUUCAGAUCCCCGUUAACAGCCACUAAUGCAGCAGCUUCUCUUCCUGGGGUCAACAUGAAACAAACUUAAGAAAAUACUGAAUUAAUCUAUCAAUGAUGUUACAAAAUAUCAAAACAGGACUGUUACUAACACAACGACCCGUAUGACAUCACCAUGUCCACCUCUAUCACACCGCACAAUCAAAUUAUAAGUAUAUUGUAGAUGAAUGCCCUGCUGACGAGAGGGCCUGCACUAAAGAAUCUUUCAUAUCACAUUAGAAAAGCUGACAAAGAGACUAUUUUUUAUAGGUCCCAUCAUCUCUCAGUGUUUCUGACAGAUCUAUGUGACGUGAAAGCCACUAAUUUGAAGUAAGAAUUAAAGCUCCUGUGUGGAGUUUUAAGCUAGCUUCAAAACAGACUGAAGAUAAACCCAACAUAACCAUCAUCAUUAAGGUUGAUCAUUUCUAUAUAGUUAAUUUAAGAUUUAAUAAGAUAAGAUAGGAUAAUCCUUUAUUUGUCCAACAACUGGGAAAUGUAUAGUUAUGCUUGUAAGCACUGCCGGUGGGUAGGUGUCAGGAGAAGUGAGUAACAACACACUGCCGAAACAGUCUUUGUUUACACUCUCCACAGCAAAGCUCCACAGUGUACGGUACAUUUAACUAAUAAAAGAAAAAAAAAGGAUGGAAUUUUUCUCCUCAGACGAAGACACAAGAGUAGCAGCUUUUGUCCACAGGGGGCGCCAAAAUUAACACAAACUGGAAAUUCCUCACGUGAGCUUUAAUAGUUUGAUGCCCAAUCCCAAACACCACACUCUCUGACAAUGAGGUGCUCUCACACUUUCACAUCAUCAAGUGUGUUCAACACAGCAUUAUGCACUGACUUCUGUGAGUCAGCAUCUCUAUAGACUUAGAUGUUGGACUUGCCCUGAGUUCAUUCCGAACUUGGUGACGUCCAGCCCAAUACUGAAACAGUAUUGAGUAAAAUUUUGUUUAGAAUGAAUGUCCUUUCAAAUUUUUCCGUUUUUUUUUUUUUCAAUUUAAAGAUGCUGCACUGUCUGACACAAAUUCAUGCUGGGGAUCAGCUUUUUUGUCGUUGUUAUUAUUGACAGCCAACGUCAAAGUGUGUCCCGUUCCUUAUCUUUUAAUAUAAUCUCAAGCUCUGACACACUUAUGCACUGCGCGUUUGAUGCCAUUUCAGUCCAUGAGGGUUCAGUGCUCAGGCAUUAGGGUGGACACUGGGAUUGGGCAUGAAUCACUAAUUUGAAUUAACUGUUUCAUUGAUAUAAUCAUUUUAUUGUAUUGUUGUACAGGAAAUGUUAGGGAGCCAUAGGACCUUUUAAACAAAGUGUUAUCUAUUUUUCUGUUCCAAACUCAUAACGACUUUCUUUUAUUUUAAAAGUGUUCAAAGUUAAAUUUUAAAACAUGAAAAAUAAUAGAUAUAUUAGAUAUAUUAUAGUGGAUCUUAAAGUGUGUGUAAUGUAGCAUUCCUGGCACACUGGGAUAAGCUCUCAGCUCAUUAUUGAUGAGUUGACUGAUAGUCUUCAUUCUGAAGAAAUAUCACUGAGUCCAAGACACACACCAUCCUUCAGUGUUCUGACAUUUUAUCAGUAUUGUUAUAAUCCAGGGCAUUUUUUUCAGUUUAUCAUAUAUAUCAAAGAAUAUCUGUAUCAUGCACUUUAUUGUUUUACAACUGACUUCAUGGAUUAUUUGGUUCAUUACAUUCUGUGCUGCUAUUCACUGCAUGGACCUACAGCUAAACAUGGGGUACCAUGUCUUUAAAACCAACCAAACUACCACAGAGACGCUCACAUUUUCAAAAAGAAGCAUCUUGUAGAGGAGAUUUCUAAAUAAUUUGUGAUAUUCACAUGGGUGAUAUUGCUGAUGUAUAUUUGUAUAUAGAUAGGUCAACAUGUAUUUGUAUAUUUUUUGUCUCAAUCUGUAUAUCUGUUGAAUAUAUUUUCAUAGAUGCUAGGUCUCCCUUGUACUUCCCUUUGAUUUGAUGUGUGUGAGACCUCUGAAGCUAAUGUCCUUUGUUUACUCGCAUGGAGAUAUUUCACUUUAAUAAAUUAUUUAUGGUAAAUCUUGAUGUACUUUGGGAUGAGAGUCCACUGUGUUUUUAGAUGGCACUGGAUUUAGUUUGAACUGGAUAUCCUAGAUGACUGCAUGCUGUCGCUAGCAUAGGAUAUGAGAGGUGAAGAGUGAGAGUGUUUGCAGACGAUACGAUUCUCUACGUGUCCAAGCUUUACCUCUUUCUACACAAGAAACUUUUCGAUAGAAUGGUUGACUUUGUGUUUGGGUGUUUCAGAUGUAAUUUUAGAGAUCAUUUUGCUACAUGAGCAUUAAUAAAGUUGUCUUUGCUUAAGGU